CGUACCGGAAGUGGUUUGUUAUGCAUCGCUGGGAGGGAGGUGAGAGACAACGAAACCAAGAUGGAGAGCUGGAAGACAGCGGGUAAAAAUAGCUUUGAGUUUUUAGGGUUUAUAUGCCCUCAUUGACCAAGAAUAUGUAAUGGUGGAAACUGUGCUGGAUGCCAUACCUCUGGCUCCUGUGUAGAUUUUGUGUCCCUUUAAAUUCAGGGUUAACAUGGCCGCCUGGCUGGCUGGCUGCCUGCAUGCUGUGUUUAUAUGUGCAGAUAGAGCAGUGUGUGUGUGUGUAGACCCAGCCAGGGCAAGGCUAUGGCUCCACAUUCAUGUAUGCAUGCUUGAGAUGAAUGUGUUUAUAGAUAUUUGGUAAUUUCACUAGAAUGCUUUAUAUGCAGGCGGAGUUCAUAUAGGGAGGGUCUCUCUAGUUAAGAUUUAUCAAUAACCUAUGUAUUAACUACUGGCAGGGCAGUUUGUAUUGUUGAGGUUAUUUACUAAACUGGGAAACUGUAUAUGGAUAAGCACAUUUCCGCUUAUAGGGCCAAAGUUAGGAACAAGUAUUUAGUGAAUCUAGUUUUUAGUCUUUGUCAUUUUGGCCUAAAAAUUUCAAUUCCAUGGUAAAUUCUGCAUAAUUUGGACUGAAAAGCAAUCCGUGCUAAUUAAUAUGUUGGCAUUUUUAAAUAAGGGUCGAUGAUCAUGGAACACACACAACGGUUAGUUUGUCAGGGAAAUGUGUUACUCGGUUCAGAUGCCAAUGCACUGGUAAUGAAGCCAAGAGGUUUACAUGGAAGAGGAUUGCCCUACUUGGGGGACGAAUGCUUUUGGAGGACAGGCAGGUUGCUGUGAUGUGAGGUGGUCCAUGGCGCCAUCUUAACGUAAGGGUUUAAAUCGUUAAUGAAUGGUUUAACCCCAACUUCCUGAACAUGGCACCCGAUCGCUCUGCCCCUCCACUUUCUAUACAGGUCCAAGGUUUCAAUCUGGAUCAGAUGAUGCUUUCAGCCCAUCACUCGCUGUCUGUUCAGACUGUGAGUGAAAAUUUGUGAAUUGUUCAUUUUUGACCAGUCAUUACCCAAGUGCUGAAGGACGAAACUACUGUAUGUGAUCUGGUAUAUGGUGUAAUUCAUCGAAAUAGCAGGCUGGCAUAUUAUGCAAAGCAAUCAGUGAAAUCGUAGUGUCUGGCAUAUUAUAUACAUUUGUAAAAUGGCAGUCUGGCAUUUAUUUUAAACCAGUAAGAUCUCAUGAUGCCAUGUGUGCAUAUGGCAUUAUAAAUGGAAAAUGGCCUGCAACAUACAUCCUUUUACAAUGUCAUCUAAGGCACAGGCUCUCAACCUAUGGAACACGUACCCCAGGGGGUAUACGCACCACAAGCAGUGGGUAUGUCAGGAGCUUGCUAGCUGUGCGCUAAGGCAGAGCAGGCACCUGACUACUUCAACGGCAGUAGCCUACGCUAAUCGAAUGUGCUUUGUGUGCUGCUCCCUCGUGCACUGUUUAGUGAUGCCAGGGUAUGACAUCACUCUGGCCCUGGCAUUACUAAAAUGCGCGUGAGGGAGCAGUGCUGGAAGACCAUGAAUAUGGUAGGAGCCCCACUUGACCCCAUGACAAGUACCCACUCCAGCUCUCCCAAAAGUAGGGAGGCUGGGUGGACUUAAAAAUAAUAAUUUGUGUGUGUGUAAGAAAAUGUGUCAGUGUCCUCUGUACGUGUGUGUUAGGGAAAAGACCUGAAUAAUAUGCUUUAUGGUUUCCAGAUUAGAGAAUAUUGAGCACUCGGGAAAUCAACUUACACUGACAGCCUGUGUCUGCAUGUCUGAUUUCCCCAGCGCUCGAUAUUCUCUAAUCUGGAAACCUUGAAGCAUAUUAUUCAGGGCUUUUCAGUGUCAUCUGUGUGUAACUAUUAAGUGUGUUGUUUUUUUGGUUUUUUUUUGUGACUUUUUAAAAAAAGUUUCUAUUUUUAUUGUUUUCACUUUUACACACAUCCUCAAAUACGUCAGCAAUUGUGCUGGCAAGUGAAUACAUUGCAUUAUACAAUAUUUUGUGACUUUUAUACUUCAGAUUAAUAGUUCAUACACUCCUCCUUACAUGCAUAAUAUUCACAAACUCCUUUUAACAUACUCAAUAUUCACAUUGUCAUAUUUAUUUUAAAAAUAUAUUCUUUAUUACGUUUAAUUAAAGGGACACUGUAGGCACCCAGAAAUCUUCAGCCCAUUGAAGUGGUCUGGGUACCAACUCCCUUUACACUUAACCCUGCAAGUGUAAUUAUUGCAGUUUUUAUAAAUUGCAAUAAUAACCUUGCAGGGUUAAGUCCUCCUCUAGUGGCUGUCUACCUCCCUAUGGGGAGGUCUAAUUGCUGCACGUGCACAUUUGGUCUCUCCCGCCGGACGAACGUCGGUGGGGGAAGAGCGUGGGGGGAGCCUGACCCAGUGCCGAGGGACAUCAGUGCGAGAUUCAGGUAAGUGUCUGAAGGGGUUUUAACCACUUCAGUGACAUGGGAUGGGGGGUGCGACAUGGGAUGGGGCAUGUUUGUUUGGCAUGUGCUAGCCUUUGAGUUUGACAUGCUUGCCCUAGAGCACGCAUGGUCUUAGCACAGGUGUUUCCACUCCAAGAACCAUGAUCAUGCCAGGGAUUUGAAGUGGUCAUGAUGCUUGAAGUCUAUAUGUGCACCAUGUCACUUAGAAGCACUGCACAUAAAGACAUCUCUGUCAUUAGGCAGCUGGCUAAUGGAAAUUCUGGCAACAGAUUACCAAUAAUGGGACCUCUCCCCUCUGCUCAUCCUCCGGGACGACUCUUCCUUUUUUCUUUCCUUCUUUCAAGAAACACUCUAGCAUUAGAAAUACAGGUAUGAAGAUAAGACAGUCUUGAUGUGGCUAUUUACUUAAGGCCCCCCCAUUGUGUAGAAAGAAAAAAUGAAAUAAAAAGAAAAUAAACUAAUUACUCACCUUUUCUCCAAGUCUCCCUUUUUGCUGCCACGGCCUCCUCGAGUGAUGUCAUAGAGGAGCAUUGGGGACCAUAGAGGCAUGCGUGACGCUCGCUGCAAUGUGUCUAUGAUUCUGCCAUAAAGAAUCAUUGAAUACAAUGUUUCUCUAUGACAUACCAUGACUGCAUAUGUGCUCAUGGUAUGUUACAGUAUGAGAGCAGGAAAGAAACAUUCCCAGCUCUCACACCCAUAGGUCAUGGCUUGGAGAUGCAUUUCUAAGCCUUCUCAUUAUUUAAAUAAAAGGUUUUGUGGUAUUGUAACGGGUGGUAGGACUGAUGGUACUAUAACAACUUCAAUAAUAGGAAGUUGUUUUAGUGCCUUAAGUGUUCCUUUAAUUCACCCUGCAAUGUAAAACCACUUUGCGUGAGGACGUACAGUGUCUUCAAAAUCCUCUUAGCAUUCAUUCAGUGCUUUGUUAUGGGGAAGGUCUAAUGCGUGUGCAUUAGGUUUCCCCAUUGGCAUGACAUUGCUGAAGGAGGACGUCAAUCCAGCGUCGAGCAACUUUGGCACUGGAAGAGAUAAGGGAAAAUAGGGGUUAACUGGCUUGUGGGGCCAUUGAGACAGAGGGCCAGUAAAGCAUUAUGAAUGCAGUUUUGUAUUCCUAAUGCUAUAGUGUUCCUUUAAUGAAAUGUCCUAUGCUAAAUUCUUGGCAGAGCUGUGGACUGCGGCUCAGCUUUCUCUCUUGAGAGAGAAAGCUGGUACCCAAGUACAGCGUGGAGCUUGCAGGCACUGCAUCCAUAACUUGAAUAAAAUUGAUGUAGCCAGCCCAGAAUUCUUCUUCUAAGUAUCAUCUUUGAAUUACACUUUUUCAAUAUGCUAGAUUGUUACAAAGUUUCUGUACUACCACAUACUAAUUAAUCUCAUGAACUCAUUCAUUAAAAAAAACCAAAAAACUGCAAGGUUGGUUUAGUAAUUUCCUUUUGUUUUCAGGUAUAGGGGGGCGGCGAUUUGCUUCUACGCCCUCUAAACCGGUUAAAACCAGCGCAUAUAUUCUUUACCAAGAAGAACUCAUAGAGAAGAAAAAGAAAGAGAUUGAAGCCAAAACAAAGCAUCAGGCCAAGCAAGCUCAGCAAGCCAUCCAGUCUAAAAAUGCUGAGUGAGUAAACAUACUGUUUAUGGAUUAAUAUUAAACGAGUUAUUGAUUAUACUAAUGGCACUCCAGCUUUUGAAGAUGACCGUUCUUUUGGGUUUCUGCUGGCCAUACAUAUGACUUAAUGUUAUGGAAGUAAUUGUUCUGAUGUGCCAGUGGUGAGUCGUCACUGAUUUCUACUGUUCCAUUGUCAGUUAUUUUCGUCAUGAUGGUCUAGGCCAGGAGUAGGCAACCUUUUAGCAGCACUGUGCCGAUCUAGGAUUGUGAUGUCCCGUGGCGUGCCGGUCCUAUUUUUUUAAAAUGAGGUGUGUAUGCUGCCGUAUUCUGCUUGUGUUAUUUAUACUGUAAAUGCUUUGUAUGGUUGUAUUUGUGCGUAUAUGAGCUAUUAUAUUGUAUAUGUUCAGGAGUAGUUUGUGGUAUCGUGUAUGAUACAUAUGAAUGUGGGCUGUGUAUGGGGGCUGCUUGUGGAAUUGUGUGUGUGUGUGUGUGUGUGGAUGGAAAUGCCACGUUGUGUGUUUGGUAGUGUGUGUAUGUGUGGGGGCUGUUUGGGGUUGUGUGCAUGUAUGUGGAUUGUUAGCGGGUUACGUUUGUGGGCUGCUUGUAUUAUUUGUAUGAGUAAAUCUAGCAGUGUGGGUGGCUUCCCUGGGUUCCAGUGGGAACCAGGCUGGGCAGGCACAGGUCAAGGACAGGAGCUGCAACAGCAGCUGCAGACUGCACUACUACAGUGUGGCUUCACAUUCACAAGUGCUGGGAGGAAGUGAUCUGAGAUCACUUCCUCUAUGUGCUGCAAUGCAUAAAUUGAGGAUUGUCCUUCACCACCUUUUCGUAUUAGCAGAUAUCUGAAGUUUCACUGGGACUCCUGAUAGGCCAGAGCCUGUUUGGCUGUUUUUUUUUUAAACCGGGACUGAGAUUUAGUAUAGAGGGGGGGACUUGGGGGGAGAGGGAAUGGGAUUUAGCAUAGAUUGGGGGAUGGGAUUAGCAUAGAUUGGGGGGGAAUGGGAUUUAGCAUAGAUUGGGGGAGGAAUGAUUUAGCAUAGAUUGGGGGAAUGGGAUUUAGUAUAGAUUGGGGAGGGAAUGGGAUUUAGCAUAGAUUGGGGGAGGGAAUGGGAUUUAGCAUAGAUUGGGGGAGGAAUGGGAUUUAGCAUAGAUUGGGGAGGGAAUGGAUUUAGCAUAGAUGGGAAUGGGAUUUAGCAUAGAUUGGGGGGGAAUGGGAUUUAGCAUAGAUUGGGGGGGGGCAUAGAUUGGGAUUUAGCAUAGAGGGAAUGGAUUUAGCAUAGGGGGAGGGGGAUUUAGCAUAGAUUGGGGAGGGACUGGGAUUUAGCAUAGAUUGGGGAGGGACAUAGAUUGGGGGGACUGGGAUUUAGCAUAGGGGAGGACUGGGAUUUAGCAUAGAGGGGAGGGACUGAUUUAGCAUAGAUUGGGGAGUACUGGAGAGGAGGAAGGACUGGGAUUUAGCAUAGAGUGGGAGGGACUGGGAUUUAGCAUAGAUUGGGGAGGUACUGGGAUUUAGCAUAGAGUGGACUGGGAUUUAGGGGGAGGACUGGAUUUAGCAUAGAGUGGGGCGGACUGGGAUUUAGCAUAGAGUGGGGGACUGGAUUUAGCAUAGAGUGGGGGGACUGGGAUUUAGCAUAGAGUGGGGGGACUGGGAUUUAGCAUAGAGUGGGGGCUGGGAUUUAGCAUAGAGUGGGGGGACUGGGAUUUAGCAUAGAGAGGGGACUGAGAUUUAGCAUAGAGGGGGUGGGACUGAGAUUUAGCAUAGAGUGGGGAGGGCGACUGGGAUUUAGCAUAGAGUGGGGGGGGGCAACUGGUGGGGGCGACUGGGAUUUGGCAUGGGGGAACGGGACUGGGAUUUAGUAUGGGGGAGAGGACUGGGCUUUAGAAGAGGGGAUGCUGUUUUUUUAUUUAUAAUUUUUUUUAUUAUACUGUACAAAAAUAAACUUACGCUUCUAUGAAAAUGUAAGUUUGGUUUUUUUUGCGGCCCACGUAAACUUAAACCUUGUUUAUUUGCCCGUGCUAGCCUUUGAGUUUGACAUGCUUGGUGUUGGGAGACUAUGGGAGUCACAGUUAGAAAAGGUGAAAUUGUUUUGGCGAUUAAUGUGUUCCUUUAAAGUGUACAGGGUAAGAACUAUUUACAGAGGUUUUUUUUUUUUUUUUCAGCAACCACCUACUUUAUUGCUGCAGCCUCUGGGACCUUGCAUACUACUUAAAUGAACUACUUAAAUUGUAUUAAAAUGAUUUGUUAUAAUGAAAAAAAAAUAUUUUAGCAGUAUUGUGAUAAAAAUAUAAAUGAUCUUCCUACCUGUUGUUCUGACAGAAUAAAAUAAUUGGCCUGGAUUUGAUAACCCCCACCAUAAUAUAUUGAAAGUGUUAAACCCAGUGAGCUCACUAAACACUGUAUAAGGGUUACUUUUUAGAUUUUUCACAAUCUUUUGUCAGAUUGAAGUGUACUGAUAUACCUAUAAAGGAAAGUUCUGGUCUGAUAACAACUUAAUCUCUUUUAUUUUCCACAGGAAACACAUAGCUAACACUUCUGUCCUACUCUCCAUGCUGAUGGCAGAUGCUAAGUUUGCACAGACAUUACCUUAGCUAUCCAGGAACUCUUGUUCCAGGUUUAAUAUUAACAUCCCAAUGUCGCUGCCAGAAGUGGAGUAUCAUAUCGGGCAGCAGAGGGGUUAAUCUCUGUAUCCGCAGCAUUUCAUAUUGAAAUGCUGCAUAUAUUGACUCCAGGCACCAUGGUCACUUCAAAUCACUGAAGUGGUCAUGGUGCUUGGAGUAAUCCUUUAACUUAUUUUAUAUAAAAACCUGACAUUUAAGUGAGAAACACUGUUUUCUAUAAGCUUGCAAUUUUUUUUACAAAUUGAGAAUGUUAGGGGGAUAUUUCUAUAAUUUAACAUUAUAUUGAUCUUGCUAUGUAUUUAGAUUAGAAUCAGUUGUUUUCAAUUCAAUCUAUAGCUUACCUUCUUCAUCCUCCACAUCAAACAAGUUUGCAAACGAUGGCAGCUUCCUGCAGCAGUUUCUCAAGUUACAGAAAGAAAAGUCGAGCACAGGUGAGUGUGGAAAAAUUAUUUUGUAUUUCUAUGUGCAGAAGAGUGAAUACCGUCCAUAGAGGAAAAACAAGUUACAUAGUUACAUAGGCUGAAAAGAGACAUGUAUCCAUCAAGUUGUUUUUUUUUUUUUUUCUUUCAUGUGAAGAUUUAUUAUGAAAUGUGGGUUUAUGUCAUCAGAUGCAUUACCCGUCUAUUAAUUGCAUGUUAUCUAGUAUUGUCACACAAAUCUAUCCUGACAACACCUCUUGAUAAGCAUAGUCACUAGAUCAUUCAGUACAAGAUGCAGCAUAAGAAGAAAUGUUACUUCGAGCUUACAUAUUUUUAGUUGUGAGUCUCUUUUGUGCCUUAAAUCAUACAACAAGGCAAACAUUGUUAAUUUUAGAACCACAAACAUUCACAUGCGUUUGCUCUGGAGCUGUGCGUAUUUUGGUACUUAUGCAACUCCCUCUUGAUUAUAGUGAAAUUCAGUAGCCCAAUGGAAGUAGAUAACUACUUUUAAAGCAUUACUCCAAGCACCAUUACCUCUUCAGUGUUUUGAACGCUGUUUUUAUGUGCUGGCAGUGUUUCAGUAUGAAGUGCUAUAUGUACUGAGAUAAUGACAAUAGGUUCUGGAGGUGUCACUCCACCUUUGGCAGCUCUCAUUUUUUCUGCAUGUUUUCUUUGUAAAUAAAUGGAAAUAAACCUGCUUGCCUUUGCAAUCCCCUUCCCUUUAUCCCUCACACAGACUGAAAAUUAACCACUCUGUGAGUGCAUACGAUUGUGGGUUCCCAUACCUCUUAAUGAGCUGUAGAGCCAACAGUAUUUUAGUUGGGGUUAUAUUUAAACAAAUCUUCUGCCUCUAGCCAUUUGGGGAUUGUGGCUGGGAUGAUGCAGCCGGAGAGGAGGAAAGAGAGCCACUGGAGGACAGGUAAAAUAUAGCCCUGUGGACUUUGCAAGCCACUCCCCUUUUCCCUAGCCCAGACUUUCUGUGGUUGUCCAAUCACAGACUUCCCAGUGCAGCUCAGUGAGACGUCCUUGCAAGGCAAUUGCUGCCUCUUCAGUUUAGCUCCACUGAGCUAAACAAACCAGGAAGUAACAGGACCAGUUGUCUGACAACCAGGGGGUGUAACAAGAUUAAUUCAUAAAUGUGCCAAUUUCUAUUGAUAUCUGUACUUUUUGUACAUUUGAAAAAAAGAGGACACACUCUUCACACAUUCAGCAAGCACUUCAGCAAGCUUAAGGUGUUUGGAGUUUUUGAUGUUUGAAGAGUUGCUUUAAAGGGACAACAUAGCGUUAGGAAUACAAAUAUCUAUUUCUAAUGCUACAGUGGUUCUGUCCCCAGUUAGCUUUAGGCCCCCAUAAUGUGCACAGUAAAUAAUGAAAAAAAUAUUAUUUUACUUAUCUUUGCUCAGCUUCGUGUCUCUUCUGCGUCUGCCACCUGCUCCUCGUCGUGUGACAUAACUCUGGAGGCGUGCCUCCAGGAUGAUAGUCCAAUCCAGUGCCUCUUAAAGUGGAGCAUUGGGGACUAUAGGCACACGCGUGGCGAUUGCUGCAAUCCGCCAGUGAUAAUCUUGUCAUAGAGAAUCAUUGAAUUGUAUACUUAAAUAAAUGAUCUGACAAAAUGAUAACUAAAGGGCUGUGUACAGUGUUUGAUGAGAUUUCCCUAUUUAUAUUUUGUUUCCAAAAAUAUAUUUUUAAAAUGUAAUUUAUGAUGCCCAAUAUUAGUUUUCUUUCAAUUAUUUUGUUUUGUUAUAUGUGCCAUAAUAACAGCAGUUUUGUUUUUUACUUACAGAUACCUCAUCAAGUUCAGCUGGGAACACUGGGCCUUCUCAGAAGAAACCUGUUGUUUUAGGAAAGAGACCUGGACUCUCUGGGGAAAGUAUGUUAAACCAAAUGAAGACCUAUUCGCACACGAAGCAAACCCCGAAAAUGAACCGCCUCAGUGUCUUUAAGUCUCCUGAGGAUGAUGAUGAUGAUGAGGAAGAUUAUGAGCAGUGGCUUGAAAUAAAAAGUAAGUAGUGGAAGGUGAGAGAGGAUUAUUAGGCUAGACAUACAAAACAUCAACAUUUUAAUACCAACGAUGUGCCAGGGGGUUAACACAUUGUAACUAGUGGAUAACUGUAAAGAUUUUGUGUGAGUGAUCAGUGUGAAUGAGACAUACAUGGGGUAUAGGACAAAUAUUAUGUCACAUUAGCACAAAGUCUUAUACGUAGUCGCUCCUCAGAAAUUCUAAAUGAACAUCCCGAGGGCACAAAACAUUUUGCAUCUAGGGUAGCUUAAAGCAGUUAAUUUGACCAUGGGUCAUUCCAAGUUAUUGCAAACCACAGUAUUCUGACUUCCUGCAAUGCAGUGCAGACUAGCUCUGCAAUGGUGCAUGCAUGGCCUUGAAUACUGUCUGUCGAUAUAUGUGUGUUUGCCUCUUGGGGCUACAUAUUACGCAGAACAUACAAAAUCAGCAACUAAAGGGUUCCAGCUACUGUUGUAUACUGCACGUAGCAUCCCAGUCCUAUUAGUUUUCAAGGUAUUAGACAUCGUCUAUGAUCCUUCCUAUGGAUGUUGAACUUUGUAACAGUAUCAUGUGUUCAUCCGAUGAAAACAAUUUAGACUUUUUUUUUUUUUUAAAAUAAUGUUUUGAUAAUUCCACGUUUUUGUUUGGAAGAUUUGCAGAAUACUCGUAGAUUCAUUACUGUUGUUAAUCUAUCAGAAGUGCAAUCUGCACUUUUUUGUUAAACAUUUGACAUCAGAGACAAUCUGAACAUAGGGCUUCUGUAAUAUUUUUGUGAGAUGUUACAGAAAGAUUGAUGUACCUAAGCAACCUCUGUAUUCUAAGCUGCUUCUCACUGUGAACAUUAGAGGGUAUGUUAUCUUGUGAUAACAUUAUAUAGUAUGUAAAACACGAGGGAUGGCCUUUUAGGAAAUUGUAUAGUUGUUGUUUUUCCAGCGUGGAAUCUUAAGUAGAAAUUUUUUGAAUAAAUCCAUUUCUGUUGUGUUAACCACUGUUGCCUGGAUCUACCAUAUCAACAAACUGUAGCUAGAUGUUAGACAUUUUAUUAAUGUCUGUUCAAUUCGCUUGUCUUGAUCUUGCAGUUAGCACACGCCUUAAUUUGUUUACCUUCCUUUUCACUACCCUUGCUGUUUGACCUCUUAUUCUAAAACCGCCCCAUACAAACCUGGAGUUAUUUUGCAAAAUUUUCUCUGGGUGUAUGUUUGUAUAUGAAUGAUUGGAGUUCUUUAGGGAACAAGGUUCAGUGUAGAAAAAUUUAACACACCAUGGCCCCACAAUUUGACAAUCUAAGCAAUAUGUUACUGUUUCACUCCCGCUUCCUUCCCUUGCUGUCCUCUGCGGCCCUCUUCCUAGCAGUUAAAUGCCUGUUGACUGUUUGCUGUGUGAAUUGAAUCCCAGUACUGACAGCCUGCUUAAAGUUUCACCCCCAGAGGACAGUGGAACCCGAAAGGUGGUGGAGAAGUUGGCUCGAUAUGUAGCUGAAGGGGGCAAAGAGCUUGAAAAAAUGGCAAUUGAAGAUUAUAAGGAUAACCCUGCUUUCACGUGAGUUUUACCUUUAAAGUGCAUCUUUGCAUAUGCAUAGAAGUGUGUAGUGACUUGUCUCCAAACAUAUAGUCAGGGCUACAGAAACACCUGCAUUGAUAUUACCAUCUACAAUGUGUGAAGAAAUUAAUUAGAUUCUGUUUCUUAAUUAGAAUUAAAGGGACACUCUAAGCACCAAAAUCACAUUAUCUUUAAUGAAGGGACUCUGGUGCAUAGACUUAUUUUUUUUUUCCAGACAAUUUAAAAGAUUGCUGUUUCAGAGAAAUGUCAAUGUUUACAUUUGUUCAAAAAUCACAUCACUAGCAGGCCUCUAGAGCCUCUUCCUCAUGAAGACUUUUGAUAAGGCAAGGUCUUCAGAACGCUCUUAAUGCUUGUAUUGGAUUCAAUGUUUCUCUUUGAGUUGCAUUUGAUUGGCAGAGUGUGGUGACUGCUGUGCAUGCACCCUUUGUCUCUAAUGUUUACCUAAGAACACCUUUUGGUUUGAACAGAAGUCAUUACUGAUGACUUCACUGGAGGCGCAGUGACUUUUCAGAGGAACUCAAUUGGCAUGUUUUACCAACACUCAAAUGUUUAAAAUAUAUAUAUUUUUAAUGUUAGAGUAUUUUAAUGUUAAAAUGCAAGUAGGAGUGGGAUUAGUACAUAAUUGUGCAUGGGCCCUGCGCCAUCACUAAGUGCCAACUAACUAUCCUACCAUUAAUUAUUUUAUUUUGUUUUCUAUAUACACAUCUAAUUGACUGAAAAUGAAAUUGUAAUAUCUGUAUGUUUGUUUAUUAAUGCAUAUGGAAAGCAGUGCUGUGGUUUAAGCUGGGGCAGUCAAAACCAUUUUAUUCUGAAGGCCAUUUUAUUCUGAAGGCCAUUUCAACAAGCAAAGAGGCAGUUUUGCCCAUUCUAGAUAAGAAACCAUCAAAACCUAUUUCGCUGUCUGUGUUGUUGUGCUGCUUUUUAAUUGGCUCUCUCUAGGGAUGUUGAUUUAGAUCUAAUUAUCUGCUUUGUCACAAACCUCUGAUUUUAAUUUUGAAAUAAUUGUAAGGGCAUGGUUAAAGUGACACUCACUGUGGGCACUAUAACCACUACUGCACACUAGUCUCUGGGUGAUGUCUGCCUGUAAUCUAUCAGACAGAAUGGCCUAACUUUGCCGUGUCAAGUGCCUGUGGUCCUUUCAGUUUGAAUUGGUUUCAUAAAACGGACAUUUAUACCUUCAUCGUUCCAACUCCUGCCCGUUUUAAACAGUGUUCAUUGGCUGAGAGAUGUCCACUUACUCAAUCAAUGAAUACUGUUUAAGCCUUGUGCGAUUUGGCAUGAUAAUUGUACAGCUCUGCAGAAUUUGUUGGAGCUUUAUAAAUAAUAAUAAUAAUAAUGAUGAUGAUAAUGCAUAAAUAUUUAACUUCCACCUUAUCAGUCCAGCUCAGCUAGAAAUGUCGCAGGCUCCUGAAACAGACAGAUAAAUGUCAAAAUACUUGUUAACAGUUUGACAGAUUACCUGACAACAGUGCCUGGGGCUCUUGCCGCCAUAACUAUUACAUCUCAAUUUGGUGGUUAUGGUGCCUAGAGUGUCCCUUUAAGAAAUUACAGAUGGUAUAAUUAUCACAAAGGGAAUGUUUCUUCUAGAGCUAAAACGUAGCUGUAAUGUAAAAAAACCUGUGUUUCUGAUUUCUGUUUCACAACUUUCUAAAUGUAUUUUUCCUUUUUAGAUUUCUACAUGAUCAUAACAGCCGGGAGUUCCUCUAUUACAGGAAGAAAUUGGCAGAGUAUAGGAAAGAAUGUGAGGAUCCAGAAAAAAUGGCUGCUAACAAGGGUAAGUGACCCUGCAUGGACUGUUAACUGGGCACACAAUGCUGAUAGAUAAAAGCAUUAGACAAAUUUGGACAGAGGUGACAGGCAUGCCUGUGAUACAGAUCACUUUUGUGGUUACUCAGUGGGAGCAGGUUUGUCUGGGAAAGGGAGCAUGUCGCCCUCAUGUGCGCUGUUGAAUAGUUGUACUACUGAAAGAAAGCUCUUAGUGUAGUUUGCGCAGCGCAAGCAUGUCUUCUGAUGGUCUGCACUUUUGGGGACUUGUUUUCGGAUAAUGUCAACAGCAGGAUAGAAAACCAAGAUUGUGAUUUAGUCUUGGUAAAUAUAAACCUAAUACUGUAUAAUUGUGUGGUUAAAUGCAGGGUGAGUCAAAAGUUAAGAACUACCCAAAUACCUGUAAGAUGUGAUUUUGUUCAACUUAAGCAUAGAUAUGUCACCGCUCCCUUUGAUUUAUUUUAUCAUAUCUGAUUAAUAGCAUUACCAUUAAGUGUCUUACAGGUGUCUAGGUGAUUCUUAAAGGGUUAUCCAACCACCUUGACCAAUUCAGUGAUUUUACAGUGGUCAUGCUAGUAGGAGUAUAGAUGUGCAGUGUUUUUGCUUAAAAUCUUGCAUAUCCAGAGUUAUUGCCACUUGUGGGCCAGGGGCAAGUUGCACCCUCUGCACAUGUUACUUAAGAAGCCCAGAAGUCCAUUCCAGACUGCAAAAUGUCACUUCUGUGCAUAUUUUAUGUCUGUCAUCAGAGCGCAAGCUGGCGACCGCCAUAAUAAUCUUCUUCCUGGCAGGCUCCUUCUCUGUCCCUCCCACCCUGUGUGCGCUCCCUCCCACUUUUCUCUGUAAAAUAUGUGUAUAUUUAUAUGUGGUAUUUGACCCUGAUGAAAGUCCUCUAUGCAGGACUGAAACGUUGAUCGUCUUUUAUAUUUUGUACUAAUACAUUUUGUACUUUUAAUACGUGAGUGCUGCUACCUAUUUGGGAAAGAUUAUAUAUUUUUUUUAUCGAAUUUCCCUCUCUUCUUCCUCCACGCACUGGUCCAGAGUGCGCGCUUGCACUCUGAGACACAAAACGGUCCAAUCACAGGCUUCUAUGUGAAGCCUGUGAUUGGACCACGUGAGUGCUGCAAUGAUGGCGUGCUGGAUGUGAAGAUCGGUGCCAGGAGCUUUGUCCGGCGCUGGAUGUCAGGUAAGUUUAAAAUCUUUUUACAGGUUUUAUGGGAUGUGGGAACUAUUAGUUACGCCCCAUAGGGCAUUGUAAACAAAAUAUUGUUUUUAAAAGGUUUGGAGUAACCCUUUAACCUACUUGAUAAAUGACUUACUUGUCAUUGUACUUUCAUAUCUCAAUGACUUGAUAAUCUGCCUUUUCAAAGAUGGAGGUCAGGCACUGCAUGACAGUCUUUCAUAACCUUUGUCUUUAGUUGAUGAAGAUACUAAGAUGUUUGCUGAGAAGCUGGCCAGAUAUGUGGCAGAUGGAGGCCCAGAAGUAGAAGCUAUAGCAGUGCAAAACAAUAGAGAAAAUCCAGCAUUCAGGUAACUGUUAAUUAUCUGUUAACUCGCUGCACUUUUUCGCUCACAUUAAUGUUUAUGCUGUCAAUGUCACAUUGUUCACACUGCUUUGAAUUUCCAUUGAAUGUUAUUGUGCGGGACCUGUCUGGGGUGCUUUAUAUAGACCUUUCCCCUUUCAUACUAAUAUUUAUGCAUGGUUUUUCAUUAAUAAAGUUUUUGCACUGUUUCAAACGUCAUUCAAAACACCAUAACCAUCUAUAUUCCUUGUUAAAUAUCACAGAACAAUGAUAGAGAUAGAGAAGGGCUGUGCCACAUAAAGUUAAACGGUACUGAAAAUCUCGUUCCAACAGUGCAAAUUGUCACAUUUAAAAAGUGUCUCUUAUCAAGAAGUAGAUGCAGUUUGUGGUUUCUAAGUUCUUUAUGCUUGGGGGUUGUGGAAGAUCUCAGUGUCUUUAGUCUCCGUAUGUGGGUAGAAGACAAGGCAACCUAAUAGUGCAAUAUGUCAAGAUCUUUAAUAGACAAUACGUAGGUAAUAGUGAUGUUGCACUCACAUGUAAGAGAGCUAUGACCUGCUCUAGUGUAUGUCGCAUAUAGUGGUAUAAUCUCCACUUAUGGGGUAUGGUGACGGUCGUUCACAGCAGGUGGUUGUCCAGGUACUCAAAGAGGAGAUUAAAAUAGCCACAAAUUGUGCUCUUAGUAAGACAAUAAAAGCUGUAUGAAACUAAUCAAAAUUGUACUUACAAGUGUAGAGCAGGCUUGCUGCCCUAUGAUGAUAGUAAUAAUAAUGGUGGUAUGAUCCCCACCUGGAAUAUUCUUGAGUAGGGAUGAUAAAAUUGAUUUAAAAAAAAAAAGAUAAAAGAAAUAAAAUGCCAGGAAAAAUGUUGUUGAAAUAAAAAGGUGAUAGUACAAUAAAAUAUUGUAAAACCAAAAUCCUUUAUUUAAUCAAAUAAAAAGUAAUAUCCAUAAUGCGUUUCACCAUGUAGGCAUUCUCAAAUGGAAUACAAACAGAACAAUGCCUAAUGCCUCCUUUGCUUGUGUAGAGAUUCAAUCAGUUGCACAGGGGUUUGAAAUGGUAUUUCUUCAAUGUUUCAUUGAUGAAUGUUAUUGAAUAAACUUUAAUGCUGAAAUUAAAUUUUCUAAAGGAAAAUGUAAAUAUUCUAAAGGAAAUGCUAUUGGUUAUUUAAUAGAUUGAAAAGAAUGUUUGUCAGUAUGCUUGUGAGUCAUGACCAAGUCAGUUGAAGACUUUUUAAUUUGUAAUCUGAAAUUUUUUAUUAAUUAAUUAAUUAACGAUUACAUCACUACUUAUAUCUAUCAUUCCUCUAGGUCAGGGGUGCCCCAAAGGUAGAUCCCCAUGUGCCUUCAGAAUGACAAAGCAUUAUGGAAGCUGUAGUUUUAAAACAAUUAUAGUACGAACUAUAAAAAUUACAAAAUUGCUCUGUGCAGUCUUGCACUAAAAGCCCAGAGCAGCCUGGUUAUCAGAGGGUUAGUAAUAGACGUAUUACUGCUUUUCUAUGUGUAACAUGUAUAUUUUGCAUAUUUGCUUACUUUUUUGCAAUAAACUGCAUGUGUUUUAUAUAUUAAGAAACCUUUGUGAUUUUCAGAUUUUUGUAUGAACCAAACAGCAAAGGUCACAGACAUUAUAAAAUUAAGCUGGAAGAGUAUAAAAGAGCUUUGAAGAACUCUUCCAAACCUGAACCAGCACCAGAGCAGAAACGCAGGUUCACCCCAGAGCCUAUUUUUGCUGAAACUCCUUCCCCCCCUUCCUCUGUUACCUGGUCCUCCAACUCCACAGCUUCUUAUGUCUCAUCGCCCCCUCCAGCCAUAGAGCAGCCCGCAUUGAAGAAGAGGAGGAAAAGUCGCUGGGGUCCAGAAGAAGAGAAAGUGGACGUUCCUCCUGCAUCUGUGGCCAUUGAGCCUCCUGAUACCAGCCUUCUAACAGGUAAGCAGUACAAAGACAGAUCCAGGUGGGAAAAACUGUAUAUUUUACACAUUUUUAGAACUCUUUUUUUUCUUUCAUCUGCUGCUACAUAAAAGCAAUUAUGGUCUAAAAUAUGUGAUGUUUUCAAUAGCACAGAGAUAGUUAUAGGAGCUUAAUAAUGUCACAUUUAGUAUAAACAGUCUACCUUAACCCCUUAAGGACCAAACUUCUGGAAUAAAAGGGAAUCAUGACAUGUCACACAUGUCAUGUGUCCUUAAGGGGUUAAACCAAAUACCCAUCGCUGGGACAGGAACUGUUUCUUAAUCAAGGCAGUUUUUAUGUAGCCAAAACUGUUACCCUUCACCGCGUAUCUAGUCCCUUAUUAAUUUUGUGGGAAGCAUCAGUUAGGGGUUUAAACCCCAUUUAGGUGGACAGUGAAAGCAGGGUUAGAAGUGCUGCAUCCUUCACACUUUUAGGGUUAGUGGUCCAGGAUUAGGGGUACUUGGAUGCCAGGAUUAAUUGAUAGGGUUCCUUAGAGUUUGUGAUAUCCAGGUAAAUAUUAGGUGAUCCAUAUUUAUGGAUGCAGGAUCAAUGAUUAGAUUUAAGCAUGAGUGAUGCCAUUAGAGGUUACCUAUAUUUAAUAAUUAGCCAUGUUUCAAAACCAAUACUACUAUAUUAUUAUUAUUAUUUUUUUUUUUUUUUUUUUUUUUUUUUUUACUGAAAUAGUUUUUAUUUUGUAGUAUAUGAACUGUAUUUUGUUUGUUUUGGUUUUUUGUGAUGCUUUGACUACUGCCUUGCUAACAUUUUGAACAUAAAAUUAUGUUAAAGGGACUCUCCAGUGCCAGGAAAACAAACCCGUUUUCCUGGCACUGCAGGAUCCUGUCUUGUCCCCCUCCUUUCCAUCCCCUAUCCCAUGUUGCUAAAGGGGUAAAACGCUUUCAGUGACUUACCUGAAUCCAGCGCUGGGUCAGGCUCCACCGUGCGCGCGCAUUAGACCUCUCAAUAAGAAAGCAUUAUUCAAUGCUUUCCUAUGGGGAUUCCGGUGACGCUGGAGGUCCUCAUGCAUAGCGUGAGGACGUCCAGCGUCGUUUAAAAUACUUUUUGUGUUCUAAUAAGCCGGAAGUGCCUCUAGUGGCUUAUAGACAGCCAAUAGAGGCACUUCCGGCUUAUUAGAACACAAAAAUACCUAUGCUUAACCCUACAAGGUAAUUAUUGUCGUUUAUAAAAACUGCAAUAAUUACACUUGCAGGAUUAAGGAUGAUGGGAGUUGGCACCCAGACCACUCCAAUGGGCAGAAAUGGUCUGGGUGCCUGGAGUGUCCCUUAAAAAAAAAAUCAAAAAAAAAAUCUUCAGUUCAACAGAAAUAAGGACUGGGAAGAAUACUGAAAUCCGGGACAGAUUUAUUGCAGCGUAUUAAGAUUUCUCUAGUGAGUGUGAAUAGUAUAAUCCUUGUGCAUCACAAAUAAGGGGCAUACGUUUGGCAUAAUUAUGCCUUAAUCAAGUAUAUUAUUUUCAUAACUUUCAAAAGGGUGCAAAUAUGCAUUAUAAAGAAUAAAUUAAUUAUAAACAUAAUUUUUUAAGAUUUAGUUUGUGGACAUAAAAAUUGAGAAUCUUCUAUUACCAUAAACUUUAUUCCAGUUUUAUGCCUGAGCCUUAUUUCUCUUGGAUUGCUGUGGGAGUAGAGCGUACUCUGGAUUGGCGGCAAUUGGAUAAUCCUUGAGAGCCUUCCUGUCUUUCUGUAAAGAAUAUAACUUCAAACACUAAAUAUUGAAUAUUUGUUGUUAAAUGAUUGAUCUAUUUUGUCUUAUUAUUUUUUUUUUUCUACUAUGUCAAUCAUCAAGUCUGAACACUCACCAGUUACAGAAUAACAUGAUUUUAGAAGUUUAGAUGGAUUUAUUUGAAAGUAGUAAUUUAUGCUCUAAGUUUUCAUUGUUCCUAUAUAUUUUUUUUCUUUCUUAGCUAAUGUGCAAAGCAUAUGUUUUUCUCCUUGCAAUGCUUUAAACAGCCAUUUUUGGUAUGUAGAAAUCUAACAAGACAUGUGAACCCAUUGUAAUGCCAUAUUUUUGGAUACAAGAACAUGUUCAGUGUAAGGUGAACAUAAGCUUAUUUGAAGAAGAGUGUUGAUACAAGGCACAGCAUUUCAAGUCCUGUACUGCUAGUCAGGCCUACAAGUUAUUCACUAUAACUCACCUCCUGCAGUAACCUCUGGUAAUAGACAGGUUUAUGGCAACCACCCAGAUACCCUGCAUCCAAACGGCGAUAUAGCUGUAAAAGCUAAAUAAAUAUUUGCAAGCAGUUCAGCUAGAACACAUAUAGGAGAAAAGGAUGAAGAGCUGUUCAGUAAUUCUGAAAGCACACGGCUUCCCAAUCCUAAAUCAUUAGGGGCAGCAGAUAUCGGUGUAUAAGCUUCUGUUUUCAAAUAGCACUGAGCAACUACAGUGGGGUCUUUGUGGCACCUCAACAGGGCUGAAUUUACACUUGCCAGUGCGUGAGUGUUUAUUGUGAUACUUGAUUAUAGUCCAUAAGCACGGGGUACCAUAAUAACCAUAUAGUGUCUCAAGUCCUUAAACCUCUCUCUGGUGGUAUCAGUAGUUGUUAUAUUGGGCUGGUUAAGAGGGCUCUCUGGCCUGCAUGUGAGUUCCGCGGGGUUAUUCACCAAGCUUUACAUUUUCAGCAAUUUAAGAAUGGAAAAAGGCAAAAAUAGCCAAGUUGUGCCAUAGCUAAACUUGAUUUGAGAAUUUUUUUCAGAUCAGCUAUUUUUAGGAUUCCAAUUAAAUUCUCAAAAAUUCUGUGUUUGGUGAAUAACCUUGCUGGGUUUAUAGGUAGCAUUUUAAAGUCUUAUGAGUGUCUCUGUUUCUGUAGGAUAUGACACACUUUGAAAGCUUUUAUGAGUUUAUGGUGGUUACCAACUUUCUCCACCAACAAAUUUCUCUAAAUUUGAUAGCAUGGAUUGCAGUGACAUAGACAUGUACCUUUGGGAUUGUUUUUAUAUUGCACUGGCUUGGGACAUGUACUGAUAGAAAGCCAGGCUUGUAGUUUCAGUUAUAUGCUCUGGUUGCAGUCACUGUAGCAAGAAAAAACGAUUAUAUAUAGGAUGGCGCAAAUGGGAGAAGGAUCUUAGUACGUGCAGCAACCAACAAAAACAAAUCCUGGUAAAACGAUUUGAACAUAAAAUAACUUACAGUAGUGAUGGUGCGCAACAACAAAAAUCGUAUUCACUAUGGACCUCUUAUAGAAAGUGAAAGUAACCCUGUGUACAUGAAAUGAGGUGUAUACAGAGUGGAAAUAUUAUAAGUAAUUCCUUAAGGAGGAUCAGCCCCUAGAGUGCGUGGGAUCCGUGGAAAAGAAGCUUGCAAUCCGGAUCUCAGAUAAGUAUACUUUAUUAAUAGCAAUUUAAAAACGGCAAAACUUGUUGUGGAGGUAGUUAGUCCGCUCACCAGCCUCAAGAAAGUUCCAUAUACUCAUGCAAUGUAAAAAAUCUUCCGGCUGCUGUCCUGGCUGCUGUUGCCGACUGUCUCCAAAUCACUUCCUGGUUCUGGGUCAGUAAUGCAUUUAGCCACAAAAUAAAUCUUUCUGUUUGAAGCUCUACUGCUAAGUCAACCUGAGCAUGUGGGUCUCUAGGGAACUGAAAUGGGUCAGUAUCAGUAGCUUGAUUACAUUGUAAAGAACAAAUAGGAAUAUCGUUCUUAUGGGUCUACUGUUACAGGUAUCAUGCAAAUAUUGGACCUAAUAUCCAGUACCUUGUGAGUUAACGUAUAUUUGUUUAGCACAGAUUUAUAUAUUUUGGGUUUUAACCCUUUUUGUUACGGUGUGUUCAACUGACAGUUUGUGACAUCUCAUCUCUCUUAAUGUGUAGCCCAGGAUCUGAAAGGCCUGGGAUAUGAAAAAGGGAAACCAGUUGGACUGGUGGGUGUCACUGAGCUUUCCGACGCCCAGAAAAAGCAGCUGAAGGAGCAGCAGGAGGUAGGAUGAGAGAUAUAUGGUAACGUGUGAGACUGGUAACGUCAUUGCGGUUUUCAGGCCGUUACAGAAAUAUCAAGAAAUAUAUUUAUGUAUGAUUAUGGUACUAUGUUGUUAAAGGAACAAAUUAUCAACAAGUAGUUAAUAAAAAUGUCUCACCAAUAAUUAACAAGAUACACUAAUUUGAAAUAAAAUGUCUCCAUGAUUAAUUGGCUUGAUAAUGCUGAGUAUGGACUGUUCUAAUCUCAUUAGUCUGCAAAUAUUGUGUACAUGCCAAGAUACUUGUCAAUUUGACACAACACAUUGGUAACAUUUACGAGUUUAUAUAAAAUGUACACCAUUUAUACAUUCCACUUACAUACACAUACUGUGUUUCUCCAUUUCAUCACACUAAAAUCCUGUGUAUCUUUAUCAUUUCCUACUGUAUGCAGGCGUAUAUAUUUUGUGGUUAACCAGCUGUCUUCUCUCUGUGAUCAGAUGCAGCAAAUGUAUGAUAUGAUUAUGAAACACAAGCGAGCCAUGCAAGAUAUGCAGCUCAUGUGGGAGAGAGCUCUGAAACAACACCAGCAUGAGUAUGACAGUGAUGAAGAGGUGGACAAUGAUCUUGGGACGUGGGAACACCAGCUUAGAAAGAUGGAAAUGGAUAAGACUAGAGGUAACUGAACUGUUACAUUUGUCUGAAAUGCAGUCUUUGAGCCUUUGAUAGAUUGGACAUGUUUUUUAUAGUUUACUAACAAGUUUUAUUUUUAUACACAUUAAAAACUAAUUUGUAGUAAAAUAUCACGAAGCAAAUAUGAAUCACAGUUCAGGGUGUAAUUCAAAACAGUCAUUUGAAACUUCUAAAGAAUAGGGGGAGGGGGAGGAACUAUUUCGUUUGUGGUUAAAGGAGCACUCUAAGCACCAAAACAAGUUUAAUGAAGUCAUUUUGGUGUAUAGAUCAUGCCACUGCUGCUUUACCGGUCAGUUCUCUGCCAUUUAGGAGUUGAGUUAAAUUACAUUGUUUAUGCAGCCCUAGUCACAACACUCAGAUGAAACUCACUAUUAAAAAUUAGACUACAUUUUUUUAGUUUACCUUGUUGUGAAUUCUGUUUAAUGUAGAAUUUCUUAUCUUCUGCUCUGUUAAUAGUCUAGUAGAGCUUGCAACAGCCUCCUGCAUGUUAUUAAAGUUCAACUAACAGAGCAGGAGAUAACUUCUAAAGUACAUAAACGCUGCAUAAAAUAAUUUUUUAUGUUGGCCAUAUGAAUCACAGCCAAGGGAAGUUGGCUAUGGCUGUAUUACAGAAACAAAGUUGAUUUAAUCACUACAUGGUGAAUUGAGCAUUGAGACUGCAGGGGAAUGAUCUAUACAGCAAGACCACUUCAGUAAGCUAAAGUUUGUUUGGAGCUUAGAGUGUCCCUUUAAGUUGGAUAAAGUGACACAAUAAGCAUCAAGAUCACUUCAUCUUAAUUAAGUAAUUUUGGGGCAUAGAUGCUGCCACUGCAGCCAUGCAAAUUGAAUCCAUGACAUUUCUGAAUUACAGCAGUUUGCCUUUUGCAGUGCCCACACCCACUAGUAGCUGAUAGACAGCCUAUUGGAGCUCAAGUCCAAAGGAGGUUCAAUAAUUUAAUCUAUUUGAUGGCCGGCGUCAGCAUGCAAAUGAUGAUGGAUACUCGGUGUGCAUCCAGUGUUUUUAUGUGAGACGCACUGAUUUGGCAGAUUGCAGCAAAUUCUAUGCAUGUGUCCUUAGUACUUCUCUGUAAAAAGCAUCUAACAGGACAAAUGCCAUUAUAAUGAUGACAUCUCUAGGUUAGGAUUGAGCUACAAUGAGGAAACGUUCUGGAAUAAAGUUUCAUGGCUUUGCAAAAAAAAAAUUGCUAAAAAGGGAUGGGGUAGUUAUAUAAAAAGGUUAAGGAGCACAUUUAACACAUAACGAUUUAUUUUUUUAUUUUUGAAACUAGUGUCCCUUUAAGUUCAGUGUUUUAUUUUUAUUUUUAUUCAUAUCAGGAUAGAUGUGUGGCAUUUCAAAACAACAGCACUCAUUUUAUGGUGAAAUAGAUUGAGGCAAGACACACAGUAUAAAACAUUGGCUGAAACUAAGCGGGUAAACAGAAGGCAAGUUAGGCAUAGUGAUUAAUAUCAGGAAAGUAAGUGGAUAAGCCAUGAUAAUUUCAGUGUUUUAAUAUCAUGGUUGUCAAUUUUUGAAAAAGUAAAUGUAAAAGGCUGUAUAAUAAGUGAAUGGACGGUUACAAUGUGAUCUCUUUUACGCUGGCAGAAUGGGCAGAGCAGCUAACAGAAAUGGGCCGUGGGAAGCAUUUCAUCGGAGAUUUUCUACCACCGGAUGAGCUUGACAAGUUCAUGGAAACCUUCAAAGCUCUCAAGGUAGGGGAUGUUACAUGAUUAUUGAUGUAGAUGAUGUUACACACCGUACUCUAGGUGCACUGUUAUAUCAAGCAUGAAACUUUACGUUCUUCUAUUCUUUUACAUGGUCAGAAUCUCACAUCGCUAUAGAUCGUUUGAGUAUUAAUAGGGCACUAUAGUCACCAGAAUCAUUACAGCUUAAUGUAGUGGUUAUGGUGUGUAUAGCCUGUCCCUGCAGGCUGAGCACUGUAACACCUCUAGUCACUCAGACUGCCACUAGAGGUGCUUCCUAUCUCUGUGCUGAACAUUCUCCAUAGAAAUGCUAUUUAAUUAUUAGAAGAUGCUGUUUGACCCAGUGAAGCGUUUUCCCGCACAUGCACAAUAGCCUCCCAUUCUACGGGAAAGAAUUGGAUUGACUGUGAUCAUCAAGUUUGAUGAUCUCAGCCAUGGAUGUGGAGCAAGCUGUGGCGAGAUUAGCAUGGUAUAGAAAAAAGGUACGUUUAAACACCUUUCCCUUGCAAUCGAACUGGGGCCAAAAACCUAGCGUUAAACAAUAUUGUGACAGGAAUACACGUUUGUGUUCCUGACAUUAUAGUGUUCCUUUAAGUUGACAGAAUUUAUUUAAAAAAAACAAUAAUAAUAAUAAUUCUGCAAAUGUAAUAGGCUAUAUUAGUCAAAAUUUAGCAAGGUUCUUCUUUUUUUUUUUUUUACUUUACUUUACUUACUGUUUUAAUAAAUAAAACCAUGAAUAAAAGUCUGUUAAUUAAAAGUUUUCUGGGCUUUGAUACGUCUCCUGAUUUACCCUCUAGGAUCAAGACAUUUAUUGAAUAUUUAUGGAUAAGCAUUUCAAAUGAUUUAUUUUUUACAUUUUUUUUUAUGAAUGUGUUUAUAUACGAUAUAUUGUUUGAUAUUUGAAUAUUAUGAAAAAAAAUAAUUUCAAACAAUGUAUCCAACAAUAUUGUCAUUUUUAAAACUUAUCCAAAAAUAUUAAGUUAAGGUCUGAGUUGGGUAUGUUAUAGCCAUUAAUAAAUCAGUUAUGCUUGUUUGUUACUAAGCAGUGUGGUACGUAUUACCCUCGACGCACACCUCUAGAAAGUAUUGCAUACUUACAAGGCAAAGAUAAAAUAUAGAAACAUAGAAUGUGACAGCAAUUAAGAACCAUCUAGUCUGCCCAAUUUUAAAAAUACUUUCAUUAGUCACUGGCUUUAUCUUAUAUCUAGGAUAGCCUUAUGCCUAUGCUAUGCAUGCUUAAACUCCUCUACUGUGUUAACCUCUACCACCUCUGCUGGAAGGCUAUUCCAUUCAUCCACUACUUUCUCGGUAAUUACUUAAAAAAAAAAAUUUGCUAAAAAUAUAAAAGGUAAAUAUAAAAAGGUUAAGGAACACAUUUAAUUAUCACAACAAUUUAAUUUUUUAUUUUUGAAACUAGUGUCCCAUUAAGUUCAGUGUUUUUUUUUUUUUUUUUUGCAGUGCAUAAAGAUAUUAGACAAGCCCACAAUACCCCAACAACUAAACUGGGAGUUAAUACGUCCUGAUGUUAUUUUUAAACCUUUGCCCAUCUAGCUGGAAUUUGAGUUGUGCAAAUCCUCAAAUCUUUAGAGAUGCAAACUCUUGUACAUUUUAACAGAGGUAAUUAGGAUAGUGACAGUUGCAGACUAUAGUAGCUGUUAGUAAGGAGGUAGUCUGGUACAAAAGAUUUGCUAGGAAAUCGAUUGUAGUUUGCAAAAAAAAAGGUCUGUAGGAGAGCUUGUAUGUUUCACAUUGAAACAACCUAAAUGUUAUGUUGUUUUUUUCGUUUAAGUGCGUGUAUGCAUUGUCCAUGGUCUAAAUGUAAUGUCAGGCUAUUUUAAGAUAAUUUGCUGGGUAAAGCACCAUUAGCAUGCAUUCAAUGAGACACUCGGUUUUGUAAUAUUUCCUCUUUUUUUUUUUUUGUAUAUUUGCAUUUAAAUUAGUUGGCCAAAUGUUUCUAUUGUGUUGUAUAAUUUCACACGUUAAAUAUUCUAUUAGUCUCUACCUAGCCAACCCCCACCCCCAAUGUCUUUUUAUCCUCUGCAUAUGCAUUGUAUGGGCGCACGAACCAACACAAGUUAGAAGUGAUAUUCCUAUGACACGGUUUGUAUUCUUUUACCAACAGGAAGGACGUGAGCCAGACUAUUCAGAGUACAAGGAAUUCAAGAUAACUGUAGAGAAUAUUGGAUACCAGAUGCUCAUGAAGAUGGGAUGGAAGGAGGGCGAAGGGUUGGGGUCUGACGGUCAAGGAAUCAAGAACCCUGUAAACAAGUAAGACAAUUUUUGUACUUUUUUUUUUUUGGUACUCAUUUAAUCCUCAGAUAAUUACAUAUUAAUGCCACAUAGAAACACUAGGGGGCACAUAAGUCAAGCUGUGGUUUGUUACAGUACAAUUACUGAGAAGUUUCAUCAACAUCCCCUUAUCAUUAUUGACACUAACUCAGAAAUUAGGCCGGUGAGAUAGCUCAAUAGAAUCUGUUCAACCCUUUGGGGUUGCACGUUCAAAUCCCGGCAGGGUUUUCUCAUCCCUUCAUCCUUCUGAGUUAGAUAAAAUGAGUACCAUUAAAUUGGGUCAUGGUAACAUCCCCUGGAUGUUGGGCAAAAGUAACAUCCCCAGGACGUACUUGGAAACCAGUGUACCUUUCCUGCUUAAAUACUUUGUUUUUAUUAUUAUAAUUACCGAUUAUAAUGGGCAACAACUCAUCAGACUAAACUAGAUGUUUACAUAUGACUGGUGCUCUCAGUCUUUGAAUAGUGUAUGCUUGGUAUGAACUUCCACUUUACCAUACCAGACAGAGGCAGGUAAAUGCCAAACUGUUCUUAAACAUUUUAACUGUUUAUCACCAGGCCACACCAGGGAAAUACUUGCACCUUAACCACACCAGGACAUAGUAAUUGUUAUGGCAUUUACAGAAUAACUAAGUUUUGUAAUUUUCAAAUAUCAUAUACAUGGUAAUAUGUAAUCAGAAGAUCAUUCUGAACAAGGUGUGGUCAUUUCUAGGGACGUGAUGUUUAAAUGGAAAUUGGAACUACCCCUUUGUAUCUAAACAUGGUAUUGCUCCCUUCUAUUAACAGGGGCUCUACAGCUGUCGAUGGAGCAGGAUUUGGCAUUGACCGCCCAGCAGAAUUAGCAAAAAAUGACGACGAGUAUGAGGCAUUCCGAAAAAGGAUGAUGUUGGCAUAUCGGUUCAGGCCUAACCCACUGGUAUGAACCUGUAUCUGGCAUCUUAAACUUUUUUUUCUCUUUUCUUUUUUUAACAACAUGCUCUUUAUUCUGUUUUUGAAAAUAAAAGAAACAAUUUUAUUAAAGUUCAGAGAACUCGGAAUCAUGGCAUAGACAAUCUAAAAGCGUGAGACGCGCAGGUCUCGGUCCAACGUUAACUGUCCAGGGAAUACUGUACGAAGAGGGGGGAGCUUGUCAUUCUACAACAAAAUGGCAGACUUUGUGAUCGGUCAAUGGUUGGGGGAGCUUAUUGUAGGGAAAAGUAAAACUGUGUGUCAGAAGUGAUAAGAAGCCAUUGGCCCUAAUUGCUGUAUAUUGUGGCAUUCUAUCAGAGGAGCUAAAUAUCUGUUCCUCUAUUAAGCGGAACUCUUCCAUCUUGAUGAACCAUAAGGACAAAGAAUGUUUUCUCCAAAAUCAAUUGUUGAGCAACAUUUUGAAUAAGAACUGAAAGAGUAAACUCUUUAAUCCCUUCACUACCAAGUUUUUUGCAACUGGAGACAACCAGAAUACAUGAUUUUUUUUUUUGUAUUUUUUGAGGUACAUUUCUUUUUCAUUAUUUAUUUAAGACAAAAAAAAAAUACAAAUAACAUAGUGUACAUGCAAAACUGAUAUUAAAAAUGUAAUUAUGAGAAGCAAAAUGGCAUUCAUUUUAAAACCUUAUUUUAUUAGAGGACAAUAUCAAGGUGCAGUACUGGUGUAGUGGAGUGGCAGACUUGGGAGGACUGACAUUUGUUGAAAUUUGUUCCAUCAGUAAAAAUAUUAGUGACAAAUUGUCAAAGGUUCCAGUUGAGAGUUGAUGCCAUGAUUUUGACGCAAUAAAUACUCCUACAACAAAAAGCAUAGGAAAAAUUGAAAGGAAAAAUAAUCUUAAAGGACAACUGUCAUCAGUUUUUUUUUGUUUGUUUUUUAGUUCUUGUUUUGUUUUUUUUUUGUUUUUUUAAUUUAUUACAUUUUAAUGAAAUGUAAUGACGUACAUUUAUUUUCUUAAGAAAAUUUCACUUUUUUUUUUUGUAAAUCUGACGUAAAUCUGACUGAACAGCCAUGUUGGGUUCUAUUGUUAUCAAAACCAACUGCUUCUCAACCUAAUUUUCCUUCUGGUUCACACAAAGAAAGGUUAGGUUAAGCAUCAGUUGGUCAGAUAGCAGUAGACUCUAACACAACAUGGCUUCUUAGUCAGAUUUUUUUUUUAAAGGGAAUUUUUCUCAAGAAAAUCUAUUAAAUUAAAAAAACAAAUCUCAAAUAUCAUUAAACUUAAUAAACUUGUAAUAAGCAACAAGUGAAAACUAUGUACACAAUUAGGUUUAGUCCUCUUGUGUUUAUUUUGCAAUAUCAUAAUACAUUAACAAAUGGUAAAAAAAAAAAAUACAUCAAACUCAGAAUUGAUACAUGAGUAAUAUAGUUGUAGUCUUUGCAUUGAGUGGAACAUUUUUCUUGUGAGGAUAAUUCAUAUUUUUGUGUAUUGUGAAUUGAAUUUCACAUUUGUUCUUUUACUUACAGAAUAACCCACGGCGUCCAUAUUAUUGAAGAACUAAUGUGAUCAACCUCCCAUACAUCAUUAAUCUCAGAAGAUUGUCCCAUACCCGUAAUUCCUGUUUAUGUCCCUUUGCGUAUGAAGAUGCUAGAUCUUUCAGAAGCUUCACCUACAGCUGUCACCUGCAUCCCAGUGUACCUACUCAUUGUUAAUUUGCAAAGGAUAUAGUAGGUCUAAUAAAUAUAAGCCUUUUAGCUGAACCCAAUGUGACAAUUUGUUUAUUUUGUUUUUAUUUUAGUUGAAAUUUCUUUUUCUGCAGGUGUUAUUAAAAUUUUUGUCUAAAAGAAAAUCAUUGUUGCCAUUUUUUUGAAAUGUUUUGUUUAUUAAAAACACCUGUAUAAUAUAUUAUAACUGAGAGGGAUUGAGCAUUAUCUGCUUACACUGAGAUUGCCUGAUUUACUUAACGUUAUUUUUAUGCACUUAUUCCAAGCAGACUUAAUUUCCUGACAAGAGUUUGGCCAGUGCAUUUUAGUUGGAAUGUAGAUAGUUUGUCCUAAACUUUUAAUCAAUGUCUUAAAUCACUUUUUUAUACACCUCCCCUGGCUGAGACUCACACAGUCUCAUUGCUGUCUUCCUAAAUAAAAGUCUAAAUAUUUUUUUUUAGUAUGUAUCUUCUGCUCUAAUAGCCUGUUACAUCUUACAAUAGCCUCCUCUGCGUGAUUAACAUUUAGUUAACAGAACAGGAGGGAACGUCUAAAGUAAACAAACUGUGCUGUAAGAUCUGUUCAAAAAACUAAAAAAAAAUUUAUGUUGGCUUUGUGUGUCACAGACACUGGAGGUAUGGCUAGUGCUCUUAAAACAGACAAAAGUGAUUUAACUCCUAAAUGACAGUGAGAUGGCAGGGACAUGACUAUAUACACCAAAACUACUUAAUUUUUAUUUUUUGAAAAUUCUUUAUUUGUAAAGAUUUUGUUUUUU
Messenger RNA from Pelobates cultripes (western spadefoot toad), 27810 nucleotides. Lineage: Eukaryota; Metazoa; Chordata; Amphibia; Anura; Pelobatidae. The record is from the annotation of a GenBank genome assembly.